AUGGAUCUUUUCGUUAAGCAUUUGUUAUCGGGAAAGACAAAGAAGGUUAAAGCUGUAGCAUCACAGGAAAGGGCUGACUUUUAUUCUGAGAAAAAAGCCAAUUACUUGAACAAUCAGGGGGUUUCUAAGGCGGUGGAAAAGGAAACCAAGGUUGGAACUACUAUGAUAAAUCUAGAUAUAAGGACUGUGAUCAAGGUUGAUAAGUUGGAGAAGAAUAAUGGAAAGGAGACAGAAGUGGUGAUUACCACUUUUCCAAAGCCACCUCCUCCAUUUCCCAAUCAGCUAAAGAAAAAAGGCAACAACAUAAAGUUCAGCAAAUUCAUGGCUACGCUUAAGCAGUUAACAAUUAAUCUACCAUUGGUGGAGGCAUUGGAGCAAAUUCCCAGGUACGCAAAGUUCAUAAAAGAUCUUAUCAUGAAGAAGUGGUCAGUUACUUUUAAGCUGAUGGACAACCUCCAUCAUUGUGGUGCUAUUUCCAUAAGGUCUCUAGUGCUUCAAAAGGUAGAUCUGGGAGCAUUUACCAUCCCAUGCACUAUUAGGCCUCUUGACUUUGCAAAAGCUCUAUGCGACUUGGGAGCUAGCAUCAAUCUGAUGCCGCUGGAUGUUUAUAAAAAGUUGGGUUUGGGAGACACCACACCUACUAACAUGUGA
Capsicum annuum is the source of this 651-nucleotide messenger RNA. RefSeq lists its product as uncharacterized. The transcript is spliced from 2 exons. The record is from RefSeq and is a predicted model, not a curated record. NCBI's taxonomy places the organism in Eukaryota, Viridiplantae, Streptophyta, Magnoliopsida, Solanales, Solanaceae. The coding region runs from base 1 to 651 and encodes 216 amino acids.